Molecule: messenger RNA, 2099 nt
Organism: Scheffersomyces amazonensis
Lineage: Eukaryota; Fungi; Ascomycota; Pichiomycetes; Serinales; Debaryomycetaceae
Exons: 3
Coding region: 1-2058 (685 amino acids)
Biological process (GO): DNA damage checkpoint signaling
Source: RefSeq, a predicted model, not a curated record
AUGUCAGACUUCAGUGAUGAUGACGAUGAUGAAAUUCUUCAAGCCAUUCUAGCGGAACCACAUAAUGAAAACGAUAUGAAAGGUAAAUUAUACGCUGCGGAAGGAGAGGUGGCGAUACUACGAGCUCAACUAGAACAGGUUCAACGGGAAAGAUUCGAAGAAGUCAGUAAAGUCCGAGACACUUAUAAUCAAUUUAAGAAGAAUGCUGAUGAUCAAGUGAUCACAUUAAAGCAUGCGGUGCAGAAGUUAGAGGAUGAGAAGAAGUUCUUAAACAAUGAAUUAAAGUCACACACCUAUACUAAGAAAAGGAAAAUCACUUCGACUAUAGACGUAUCUAAUUCAAAUAUAACUACAGAUGAUGAAACGUGGCAAACCAGAGUUCGCCAACAACAAUCCAUCCAACGGAUCAUAAAAGUUCAAAAUGAUUCGUCACUAUUUGCUGAUCAGAUUUGGAAUCAUUGUAUUAUAGGAAGCAAAAGAACCACACUAAGUUAUCUUAGUAAAAUUAGUGUAGAUUUCUAUGAAGAUAUUAAAGAUUUAAAGAUUAAAAGACGUAUCCCCAUUUCAUCAUCCAUAUCAGAAUAUAUAAUGUUGAAGAAGACUCUACGACUUGAUCAAUUAAUUAAUGAAUUUUGUAUUUCAUUAAUUUGUUUAGUAGAAAUCUUACUUGAACGCAAAGCCAUUGUAUCAAUUCCCUUUCUACUUUCAUUAAUUCAUUGUUCAAUAAGUUUCCGACCAGCAGCCAUUACAAAAUCAUUAAUUGAAGAAUUACUUAUUAAAUUAAAUGGGAUAACUGUUAAAUUUUCAUUUUUAUUAAAUUCUAAUUUAAAUGAAGAAGAUUAUAUAAAUUAUCAUGAUGUACCUCAUCAAAUUAUGUUACUUGAAAAAUUUAUAUUUAUAAGUUGUUUAGAUAUUAUGGAAAAAUUAGUAACUUAUACUUCAUUAUAUGAUUCAAGAUAUAUUGAAAAGAUUUGGCAGAAUAAGUAUAUUUCAUUAGAAUUAUUUUCUAAAUGUUUAUCGGAAAAUAGUGAACGAUUUAAAACUUCAAGUCAAAUUAAUGUUCUUUAUAAUUUUGUUGAAAUGUUAACCUCUUCAAUAACUGAAGAUACAUUUGCAUUUAAUAAUCAUAAAUCUUUAUGUACUGAUAAUAUUAUUAUAGAAUCAUUAUUAAAAAUCUUUCUCAUAGAUAUUCCAAUUAAAGAUGAUUUUAUGUUUUAUGGAUUAAAUCGAAUUAUUGGUAAUAAUAUAGAUUUUCUUAAGAUAAAUGCAACUGUACCAGAAGCAAAAGAUAUUGUUAAUAAUUUUAUUAUUCUUAUACCUCAACCUAUACCAUUUGAAUUAUUAAAUGAAAAUAAAGAUAAUCAAAUUAUUCAAAAUGAAUUAUAUGUUAAACAUGAAUUUCAUUCAUUAAAUUUAAGAAUUAAAGUAGCCGAUUUAUUACAAUCAUUAAUAAUUACUAAACAAGUUGUAGAAUUUCUUCAAACUAAAGAAUAUGUUAAAUCACUUAUAAGAAUUAUUGGAUUUGAACAAGUUAAUAUUAUGAAAUCUCCUCGAGUUAAACAUGUAAGUUUAAGAAUUGAUAUAAUAUCAAAGAUUUUAAAGAUUUUAAAUUAUAUAAGUCAAGAUGUUCAAGAUUUAAGUGAAUUAGUUUAUCCAGAAACUAUGUAUGAAUUAUUUGUAGUAUUACUGAGAAUUGCCUUUGGAUCGGAUUCAUUAUCUAUAGAUGCUCAUAAUUUAUUAACUAAAAUAAGAACUCGAGGUUAUUUACAUCAAACUAUAUUUAAUGGUUGGAGUGAAUUAAAAGCUCGAGAAAUAAAUCAUUUAGAUUUUUCAACUAAUACUAAUGAUCUUCAUACUCGAAAAUUAUUAGCAGAUAUUGAAAGUGAUUACCCUAAUGGACUUGAAAUACCUUAUGAAUCAGAAACAGUAGAAUUAGCUAGAGAAUUACUUACUAUAUUUGCAACUCAUGGAGAAGCAGAUAAUUUAUAUUUUAAUAUGAAUUAUGAAGUACAUGAGGCAAAGAAUGAAGAAUUCGAUGAGAUGGAAUUAGUAGAAUAGAGUGAAAAAAAGAACUAUUACAUUAUAAAAAUUAUUUAGUA